AUACAGAAGGCACGUACGAAACAUAGAGACUCUGCGAACGGAAGUAGAAGUGUUGGAGGGCACCAUCUAGUGGACCUCGAUUCUCCCGUCGUAUUUUGCCCACAACGACCUAGCCUUAAACAAUUGUAUACAACAAGACUGAAGACGUUCAUAGAUUACGAGUAUGGCGACUUCAACUACCAAGCGUUUGAUAUCGGUUUGCACUUUGCAGAAUAUGUUGGGGUCGAUGCGAUAGAUUAUAGCAGGUAUCCCGAUAGAACGUUCCAGGAGAAGUGGCUUAGGGUGUAUCUGCGGUCGUGGUACAGUGAGAUGGGGAAGAACCCUGACUCGAUCACGGAUCAACACGUCGCUGAUCUGUACGAGAAAGUGAACAAAUUUGCGAUGGGGGCUCACAUAUACGCGGCACUGUGGGCCUUCAUCCAGGCAUAUCAUUCCAAGAUAGACUUUGACUAUUUGGAUUACGGCAUCAUCCGAUUAACGGAGUACUUCCGCAUGAAGGCGAAAUAUUUGCAUUGAAGAUGCGCUCGCCGGUGCACGACAACCUCACUCCAAGCGACAACGGCUUGUGUCCCGCCACUCUUCGGAGCGUGCACCUGCGCCAUGAAAACGCACGCACACGCUCUCACGCACGCACACUCGGUCAGGGAACCGAGGGUGGGUGGCAGGACGGGGUGGCGUCAGGUGAUCAGCCGUGAUUGAAUUUUGACAUUUUUGCUCUAGGCCCCUUCCAGCUCUCUCUGCGCUCUCGCUCUCUCUCUCUCUCUCUCUUCUCUCCUCUCUC
Molecule: messenger RNA, 781 nt
Organism: Priapulus caudatus
Lineage: Eukaryota; Metazoa; Priapulida; Priapulimorpha; Priapulimorphida; Priapulidae
Product: ethanolamine kinase-like
Exons: 5
Biological process (GO): phosphatidylethanolamine biosynthetic process
Cellular component (GO): cytoplasm
Molecular function (GO): ethanolamine kinase activity
Source: RefSeq, a predicted model, not a curated record